Paramecium octaurelia is the source of this 423-nucleotide messenger RNA. Lineage: Eukaryota; Ciliophora; Oligohymenophorea; Peniculida; Parameciidae. The record is from the annotation of a GenBank genome assembly.
AUGAAAUACGCCAAAAUAUCAAAUUAAGUUAGAUAGGCCUUCAUAAAAAGGGUAUCUGAAAAGAAAUGUACAAUUAGACAAGCAGCAAAGCAAUUUGGAAUCAAAUUUUCUACAGCCAAAGCUAUUUUAUCGAUUUACAGACACGAGGGCAGGAUAGGAAAAAAACAAAGAAGACAAAGAAAACUAUUGAACAAUACUAAUUCUGAAAGGGAAACACAAAAUUCUUUAAAAGAGGAACAUACGGAACCCAAAAAAGAAUUUAAAUUGGACCAAGCCCCUCAGAACACUCCUAACGACGGUCAAACUACACAACCCCUACUGUAAUUUAAUUAUGACUCGACUUACUUGCAACAUUUUUGGAUGAUGACUUACAUGAAUCAACACUUACAAUACCAAAAUUUUUAAAGAUUUAUUGGAUAUUGA